AUGUUUUUCUUUGACUUGGGUGAUGAACUUUUGAAUUUCUUCGUUUUUCUUUUGGCUCUUGCAUUCUCUGUUCUUAUACUUGUUUCCGUUGUGGAAGUUUUACGAAGUGAUAAACCUUUCCCAAUAAAAUUCUUAUGGACUUUCUUCCUUUUUGCUUUUCCAUUUAUAACAGUGAUUGUUUAUUUAAAAUUGAGAUACACUGAACGCAGAGAAGGGGAAAAUAGAGAAGUACCUCAAUAUCAAGCAAUUCCUUAA
Messenger RNA from Entrophospora sp. SA101, 255 nucleotides. NCBI's taxonomy places the organism in Eukaryota, Fungi, Glomeromycota, Glomeromycetes, Entrophosporales, Entrophosporaceae. The record is from the annotation of a GenBank genome assembly.